AUGCAAAGAAUGAACAAUGUAACAGAAUUCAUCCUACUGGGCCUGACCCAGAAUCCAGAACUACAAAAAAUCUUAUUUGCUGGGUUUUUAAUCAUCUACUUGAUUACUUUGUCAGGCAACCUGCUCAUAUCCUUCACCAUCUUCAUCAGCCCAGCCCUGAGUUCUCCCAUGUACUUUUUUCUGUACUAUUUAUCCAUCAUAGAUGGUUUCUACUCAUCUUGUAUAGCUCCCAAAAUGAUCUCUGGCUUUAUCUCUGAAAAGAACAUCAUAUCCUUCAAUGGCUGCAUGACUCAGGUCUUUGCUGAUCAUUUAUUUGCUGGAGCUGAGAUUGUCUUGCUAAUUGUCAUGGCCUAUGACCGCUAUGUGGCCAUCUGUAAGCCUCUGCACUACAUGACCAUUAUGAGUCGACCUUUGUGUGUUUUCCUAGUGGGAACAGCUGGGAUUAUAGGGUUUCUUCAUGGAGGUAUUCAAGUUUUACUCUUAGUCCAAUUACCUUUCUGUGGUCCCAAUAACGUUGACCAUUUCAUGUGUGACUUAAUCCCUCUCCUGGAGCUAGCCUGCACGGACACUCAUACUUUGGGACCCCUCAUUACUGCCAACAACUCAAUGUGUCUGCUCACUUUUUCUAUGCUGCUUACUUCCUAUAUUGUCAUCCUGCGCUCCCUGAGGAACCACAGUGCUGAGGGGCGGCGCAAAGCCCUGUCUACCUGCGCCUCUCAUGUCACUGUGGUCAUCAUGUUCUUUGUACCUUGCUCAUAUCUGUAUCUAAGACCCAUGACCUCCUUCCCCACUGACAAAGCUGUCACUGUGUUUUGCACCAUAGUAACUCCCAUGCUGAAUCCCUUAAUCUAUACCCUCAGAAAUGCAGAAAUGAAAAAUGCCAUGAAGAAACUCUGCACAAGGAAGGCACUUAAUCCAAUAAGUGCCCCACGUCCUCUUAAAGACUACAGAGAAUCCAUGUUAUCAGGAGAGAGAAGUCAGGAUUUCCACAAACUGGUACUGGAGUCAUUCUCAGGGAAAUCCCUGGGCUAA
Molecule: messenger RNA, 1032 nt
Organism: Condylura cristata (star-nosed mole)
Lineage: Eukaryota; Metazoa; Chordata; Mammalia; Eulipotyphla; Talpidae
Product: olfactory receptor 4C45-like
Exons: 2
Coding region: 1-1032 (343 amino acids)
Biological process (GO): G protein-coupled receptor signaling pathway
Cellular component (GO): membrane
Molecular function (GO): G protein-coupled receptor activity; olfactory receptor activity
Source: RefSeq, a predicted model, not a curated record